AUGGAAGAGACUGAUGGACCUUCCGAGUUUUACGAUAGUGAAACAGUCCGCAAAUUCGCCCUCACAGAGGAGGCGAUAGCGGAAAAGACGCAUGUGCUGCAAAGCAACUGUAAUGAAAUGGCAGAAGAAAAAAAAGCUCAGCUUCUCGAAAAUUCUGUGCGCCACUGGGACCUGUUUUACAAACACAACACUGACCACUUCUUUAAAGACCGGGCAUGGCUAGGAAAAGAGCUUCCGGAGCUAUCUCAGGCUUGCAUGGCCACAGAGGAAAAGGGAGCACACGAGUUUCCGUUGCUCAUUGAUGUGGGGUGCGGUGUGGGCAAUUCCCUUAUCCCCAUUCUCCUUGAAAAUCCGCGGAUGCAUGCCGUGGCAUUUGACUGCUCUCCAAGGGCUGUUGGCAUGCUGCGGGACCGGUGGGCCUCUGUGUUGCAUAAACAGGAGCAAGGUCGUUCCUCUAAAACUACGCAACCUCCCACUGCUGGCUCAUGCAUCCAGCCCACUCCUGUUGACACUGAUGCAAUAUGCUCAGCAGACAAGACGGUUUUCAUCCAAAGCUCGUCUGAAGAAGACUACAGUGGGGACAGAACAGACGGCAGGCAGAAGUCGCCUUCUACUACUGCUGCGAAACCUGCUGCCGCUCUUGCUGCUGCGGCGGUGGCUCGCGGCGAGGCGCAAGUGUUUCACUACCCCGUUGGUCAGCUGCGUACAGUUGCAGCAUUUGACAUUACUGCGGGGGACGUCCCAAUAGAAAUAGUGACGAAGGGCACAGGGGAUUUUGUAUUGCUCAUUUUUGUGCUGAGCGCGUUGCACCCGCGGUAUCACGCUACUGUUGCCAAGAGAUGUGCGACGCUACUAAAGCCCGGCGGCAUGGUGCUGUUUCGGGACUAUGCGUAUUUGGAUAUGGCGCAAUUGAGGUUCGCAGAGCAGCAAAAGCCAAAACUAGAGCAAAAUUUAUACGCCAGACGUGAUGGCACGCUCGCCUACUAUUUUCUCAAAGAGGAGAUUGAAAAGCUUUUCUGUAGUGAAGCGCGACUAGAAGUUUAUGAAAACAGGUAUUGCAUGCGGGAAAUGGUAAAUCGGAAGACGCAGCAAAGAAUGCAGCGCAUUUGGAUUCAGGCAAAAUUCAGGAAGCCGCUCACGUAG
Messenger RNA from Cyclospora cayetanensis, 1143 nucleotides. RefSeq lists its product as uncharacterized. The record is from RefSeq and is a predicted model, not a curated record. NCBI's taxonomy places the organism in Eukaryota, Apicomplexa, Conoidasida, Eucoccidiorida, Eimeriidae. Bases 1 to 1143 code for a protein of 380 amino acids. The transcript has 9 exons.